Messenger RNA from Thrips palmi, 1246 nucleotides. RefSeq lists its product as uncharacterized. NCBI's taxonomy places the organism in Eukaryota, Metazoa, Arthropoda, Insecta, Thysanoptera, Thripidae. Gene Ontology annotation, cellular component: membrane. The record is from RefSeq and is a predicted model, not a curated record. Bases 81 to 1049 code for a protein of 322 amino acids. The transcript has 9 exons. Gene Ontology annotation, biological process: sensory perception of taste.
CGUGGCGAUCGAGAUUCGGUCGCCACGACCACGGAUGUUUUUCCGUGCGAAUUGCAGCAGCAACAGCCUCGAUCAACUUCAUGGCCUUCUUGUACAUCAUGUGGCUGGCGCGCAUGGUGAUAGACCGAUGGUGUUGCACCGUGCAUCGCUUUGCCUUGUGCGACCUGGCGCGGUGCGCGGCGCUCUACUGCCAGAGACAUCCCCCGUCCCGGGCGGCGUGGGCGACCCUGCUCCGAACCGCCAUGAUAAUCGUAUUCCUAUUUGCCGCUGGACUGUGGGUGAACACAAUCUGGAACGAAGGGGCGUACCCCGAUGCCGUCAGCGUCUUUCAAGUGCUGCAUCACGUGGCAUCCUCAGUGGCACUUUUGACAGAGAUGAUGGAGGUCUUGUUCGUGGGCCCUGCAAUGCUGCUGUCGGUGCUCAUUGCGGACUUACGCAAGGAGUGUGAGGCGCUCAUCAAGCAGACGCGACUUCCCCGCCCUCUAGUGUCCUUGAAAAUGGAUUCUGCAUUCAGCAACCAAGACUAUGCCGGUAGGAUCAAACAGCCGCAUAAUGAUACGGUCGAGAUGUGGAGGUCCUUCCGAGUACGACAGCAGUUCUUGCACGACAUGACCAUCGGGCUGAAUGCCAUGUUCGCACUCGUUCAUCUAGUAAAGACCUGCCACAUUUUGUACGUCGCCUCCUUGUCCACGUCGCAUGGGAUAAUCUACCUAAUGCUGGACUCCCCGGCGUGGCAAAGUUACAUCCCGCUGCUGUACAGCGUCCUCGCCUGCGCCACGUUCGUCGGCUUGUGCUGCACGGCGCAGAUGGCCGAAAACGAGCUUGCUCUUCUCAGCAACGGUCUGUUGGGAUUCUUAGCCCAAAAACCGGAGGUCUCGCCUGGAACCAAACAAGAGAUAGAGCUUUUCGUGCGGUCGGUGAGGUGGCAGCGUGGACGCUUCAAUGUUUACGGAAUAUUCUACCUGAACACUAACACUAUGAAGGCGGUGCUGGGCUGCAUCAGUACCUACGUUGUCGUUCUGUGGCAAUUCGACGCCAGAAUGAGCUGAAAUUGGGAAGUCUGCUACAAUCUUCCAGCCUGUGGCUGCUGAACCGACUAUGACACAUGCGCCCAGACUCGCGCUUAUUUUGUGGGAAAUGUCUCUGUAUUCAACAGAUUACCUUUUCGAACCAAUUUGUUAGCUUUUCUGGACAGAAAAGCGAACAAACUGAAAUUUGCACAGCACUCUUAUAAAUAAUGUUUACA